Messenger RNA from Populus trichocarpa (black cottonwood), 554 nucleotides. RefSeq lists its product as uncharacterized. Bases 55 to 501 code for a protein of 148 amino acids. NCBI's taxonomy places the organism in Eukaryota, Viridiplantae, Streptophyta, Magnoliopsida, Malpighiales, Salicaceae. Gene Ontology annotation, biological process: regulation of DNA-templated transcription. The transcript has 3 exons. The record is from RefSeq and is a predicted model, not a curated record. Gene Ontology annotation, molecular function: transcription coregulator activity.
AGGAUAAGUACAGAGGUUACAGCCUAAUCAAUGGGCCCAAGCUUCCAAAUCUAAAUGCUUACCCUCACUGGCUCCUGCUAUAAAAGCCGGCCAUUUUCCCUCCUCUUCACAGUUCACAGCGAGCAGGAGAAAAAAAGAAGAAGAAAAAGUGAGUACUGUUUCGUUUCCUUGACUCACAAGUCUCUCGCAAUAUCGUCUCUGCUCUUCUGCUUUCAAGCGAAAAUCUUCAAAAUCUUAUUGCUUCUGUUGCUUCGAAACAAACCACAGUUUCUUCACGUGGAAACGGAAAAUUGGAGUUGGAGGUGUCAACAUAUGGAAGACAGUGACUGGAGAAGUGAGUUAUCAGCAGAAUUUCGUCGAGAUGUUGUCAAUGAUAUAGUGGAGACAAUAACGCAGACUGUCAAACCUUCUCCUCUGCAAGUGACUUUACCUAGUAUACUGAAGUUGGCUGUAAACUUUGAGGAAAAAGUUUACUCGCUUGCCAAAGACAAGCUAUCUUGAUCUGCUAUGCACUUCUAAUCUAAUCCAUUUCUUUGAAACAAACAAGUUUUGAC